Abrus precatorius (Indian licorice) is the source of this 1336-nucleotide messenger RNA. RefSeq names its product cytochrome b5. Lineage: Eukaryota; Viridiplantae; Streptophyta; Magnoliopsida; Fabales; Fabaceae. The coding region runs from base 100 to 504 and encodes 134 amino acids. Gene Ontology annotation, cellular component: intracellular membrane-bounded organelle; membrane. Gene Ontology annotation, molecular function: heme binding. The record is from RefSeq and is a predicted model, not a curated record. The transcript is spliced from 4 exons.
CGUAAAGAGAGUGAGAGAUUUGGACACAACACUCACCAAAAGGAUCUGUAUCUGGGUUUGAGAAGAAACGGAGAAAAAACCCUUCUCUGUGAAAAAAGAAUGGCUUCAGAUCCAAAACUUCACUCUUUCGAAGAGGUGGCAAAGCACAAUCAGACCAAAGAUUGCUGGCUUAUCAUUUCUGGAAAGGUGUACAAUGUCACCCCUUUUAUGGAUGAUCAUCCAGGAGGUGAUGAGGUUUUGUUAUCUGCAACAGGGAAAGAUGCAACCAAUGAUUUUGAAGAUGUUGGACACAGUGAUUCUGCUAGAGAGAUGAUGGCAAAAUACUAUAUUGGUGAGAUUGAUGCAUCAACUAUCCCACUAAAGCGGACCUACAUUCCACCCCAGCAAACUCAGUACAAUCCUGACAAGACUUCAGAAUUCAUGAUCAAGAUUUUGCAGUUCCUCGUCCCACUCCUGAUACUGGGCUUGGCCUUUGUUGUCCGACACUACACCAAGAAAGAUUAGUGCUUUCUUUAUCACAUUGCACCCUAGUGAAGGAUCUGUUAGCUAUUUAUACAGUGUCAUUUAAAGCAGUGUUUAGUUUUAUUUCUGGUGUCUUGAGCAUUGAAACUGGAUCAUAGACUAUAGUUCAGUAAGCCAAUCUUUUCCAACUUUCUUUGGCCCAUUGGUAUUGUGUCAUUGUCACUGAAGAACCUAAUGUUGGACAAUAAGUUUCCUUCCUUUUUUUAUUCAUGAUCGUUGCUUUUUUUAAAAAUUAUUUCUCUUUUUUCUUUCAAGGAUCACCCUAUCUUCUUUGCUGGCUUAAUAUGUGUCAUUGUAACACUGUCGUCUAAAAUGAGUUGGCCCGAAUGGAUUGGGUAGCUCAUUUUGUUAGCUUUAUCCAUCUGGAAUUUGGAACAUGUGCUUAAAGUAUGAGUAACAGUAAAAACAAGACAGCCUUGCACAUACAAAAGGACAAGAAAAGGAGUGUGAACUAAAAUCUCAAAGCCUUGAGGAAAUGGAGAAGCGGAACAGUAUAACUUCGAGAUGCAGAAACCAAAACUGCAAGUACGACAAUGGAUGAAUUUUUUAUUUUGUAUUCAAUGGUGAAAGUAGCAUGGAGCAUGGGCCAGAUAUUGACAAAUAGGAAAUGGCAAGAAACGGUUUGGACAAGAAAACAAAAAAACAGAAAAGCUAACUGUAUUACAAAGGGGAAUAAAAGAAGAAAGAAGACACUUCAUAGUCCCUUGCAGUCUAUUUUUAAGGGUGGUGCUGUUGAUUAUUUUUAAGAUUAUUAGUAGUUUCUGAAGUUGGACUAAUACGUUUAUUUUAGAUAAAUAAUAUCGAGAUUCUUAAC